AUGGUGGUGUGCGGGUCGGACGGUGCUGCCACACAACAAGCCUACGAUGGACCCCAAAAAGGCAGCCUCGAAAACCUGGGUCUCCAUCCCGUGGAGCACGCACCGGUCGUUGACGAACUCCGGGUCGACCUCGUCCCAGGUCUUUCUGAUACCUCCUGCAGGCGGAAAUAUCGCACACAGCACGUAGUACGCAGCUCCUCCAAUGAAGAUCCCGAUGGGCAGCGCAAAAAUAUAGAGAUGAAUUGCCCCCAGCGAGAUGUGUGUGUUCCCGCACGCGUGCAAGAACCCGGGAAAGACCGGUCCCCAGCUGAUGAAGUACGCGACGUAGGCGCGCCAGUUGAUCCCGUACGUGUAGUAGUAGAUGCCGUCUUUUUUUCCGCUGUACAGGUCAGCGAGCUCGCAGCGGCCCUUUCUCACGAAAAAGUAGUCGCUGAUCACAAUCCCCAGGAUCCCAGAAAGGAAGAUCUGCUACGAGCUGAGGUACGUCGUGAACGAGAACGAGGUCUUGGUCAGGUUCCACGGAGUGAUGGCGAAGGAAAGAACCAUGACAAUGAUGGCCCCGCGUCGGAUGUUGAUGUACUUUGGACACAAAGCUGCCGUGUCGUUGCCGCCGGCAAUGAUGUUGGCAAACAGUUGGGUCACGGCCUGUGCGAUGGAGAACCCUAG
Molecule: messenger RNA, 666 nt
Organism: Ogataea haglerorum
Lineage: Eukaryota; Fungi; Ascomycota; Pichiomycetes; Pichiales; Pichiaceae
Exons: 2
Coding region: 1-666 (221 amino acids)
Source: RefSeq, a predicted model, not a curated record